Molecule: messenger RNA, 3646 nt
Organism: Sus scrofa (pig)
Lineage: Eukaryota; Metazoa; Chordata; Mammalia; Artiodactyla; Suidae
Source: RefSeq, a predicted model, not a curated record
AGUGGGUUAAGAACCCACAUACAUGAGGAUGAGGGUUCAAUCCCUGGCCUCUCAGUGGGUUAAGGAUCCUGUGUUGCUGCAAGUUGCCACAAGCUAUGGCACAGAUCUCAAAUGCAGCUCCAAUAGGAGUAAAGUUGUAAAACAAUAUGUCUUUAUUUGCAUUCUGGCAAAUGAGAAUUCAUCUUUCACCUCAACAUCAGUCAUGAAGUAAUCCAUUCCUUGGCAAGGACACAGAGUGUCUGAAGAGGAAUCUGUUUGAGCUAUUAGUGAAUACCAGUGUUUUUUGUAAAGACAGCAUGGAACUCUUCCAUUAGUUUAUCCUGGUGCUUUCCUGCUUGCCAUCCGAUCACAGAAUUUAAAAGAAACAAGGACUUCAUGCACAUUCAGAAAUCAGCUGUACAAAGAAUUGAAAGUCAGAGUACUAAAGGAGUCACAACAGUGAUAUCACACUUGAAUUUUUUAUUUUAUUUUAUUUUUUAUUUAUUUUUUAUUUUUUGGAUUUUUUUUUUUAACAUGAAAACUUUAACACUGAGUUUUUCCAUCAUAGUAAUAACAGAGUUUGUCCUCGGAAAUUUUGCCAAUGGUUUCAUAGCACUGGUGAACUGUAUUGACUGGGCCAAGAGAAAAAAGAUCUCUUCAGCUGAUGGAAUUCUCACUGCUCUGGUGGUCUCCAGAAUUGGUUUGCUCUGGAUUAUAUUAAUAAAUUGGUAUUUAACUGUGCUUAAUCCAGCUUUAUGUAGUUUAAAAGUGAGAAUUAUUGUUCAUAUUGCCUGGGCAAUAAGCAACCAUUAUAACAUCUGGCUUGCUACUAGCCUCAGCAUAUUUUAUUUGUUCAAGAUAGCCAAUUUCUCCAGCCUAGUUUUUCUUCAUCUAAAGUGGAGAGUUAAGCAUGUACUUUUCAUGAUACUUCUGGGAGCUUCGUUCUUCUUGCCUUUUCAAGUUGCAGUGGUGAGCUUAAAAGACAGUAUCCAGAGAAAUGAAUAUGGAGGAAACAUCACUCAGAAAACCAAAUUGAGGGACAUUUUACAGCUUUCACAUGUGACUCUGAUCACUCUAGCAAAUCUCAUACCCUUUACUAUGUCCUUGAUAUCUUUUCUGCUGCUAAUCUUUUCCCUGUGGAAACAUCUCAAGAAGAUGAAGUGCAAUGGCAAAGGAUCCCAAAAUCCCAGCACCAAGGUCCAUAUAAAAGCCAUGCAAACUGUGAUCUCCUUUCUUUUGCUACUUGCCAUUUACUUCCUGACUUUAAUUAGUUCUGUUUGGAGUUCCAAGAGACAGCAGAAUGAACAGGUCCUCGUGCUUUUGCAGGCCUUUGGAAUCCUCCAGCCUUCAGUCCACUCAUUUAUACUGAUUUGGGCAAACAGGAAGUUAACAAAAGCCUUUCUGCCCUUUCUGUGGCCACUGAGGUGCUGGCUGAAAGAAAGGAAAUAAGGGGCCAUCUUGUGUCUUCCAGUGAAAAAUAAACUGAUAGUGAUUUUAACAUUUUAUAACUUCUACUUGUUUUAUAAUGUGCAUAUAAUUGAGUAAUUUCCAAAGGUUAACUGAGAAAAGUCUUUAACCUAAGCUUAUCACAAAAUGAGUAUACAUGUAUAUUUAUAUAUUUAUGAAAAAUUAAAGAUGGUAAGAUCACUAAACCGUUAACCAAUAUUUUUCAGGUAAGCAAUCUAGUUUUACAAAAUAUUGUGUGGAAUUCAUUAGAAUUAUGAAGCAAUGUGUUUUUCACAUACGUAUUUCGUUAUCAUCGUCCAAAUGAAGAGUUUAUGAUCUAUAUGUAGUUUAAAAGUGAGAAAUAAUAGAUGAUCUCAGGAAAUUAUUACUAUUUCUCACUCUAAUGAGUACCAUAGCGUGUUUAGAUUUUUUUGUGGAGAUGCCAAUCUUUUGGAUGGUAAUGAUAUUCAAUUCUAAAUCCCACAUCAAGGGUAUAUAUUUGGGAUAGAUGUUGUUCCUUCAUGAAUUCUUACAGAGAAUAAUUAGAGCUCUUGCUAGGAAAACAUGCCCAAAAUAAAAUUAAAGAAUAACAAUCAUAUUUAGAAUAAAUAUUUAAAUAUGUGUACAAUCAACUGUACUGAGGAAUAGUAGAUUUUUAUAAGUAAGCAAAAAGAUAAGAAAAAAUCAAGUUCUACGAUAAGGAUGAGAAAGAAAAUAACAGUCAUGACUCAUUUUCAAUAUUGCCGUAUUUCCACAUGCAGUUAGGAAAAUAAUUUCUUACAGUUUUUUAAAAAAGGGGCCUAUUUUGAGUUGAGAUCUGAUGUCAGAUCUCAGUUUUCUAUAAAACCAGCUUUGGGCCCCUGAAUUCCUAUUCAUCUCCUCCCUCUUGCUAUCUAGAAAUUUCUUUUAAACUUCAGAGAAGAUGACUCAGAUCUUCACUAUCUUAAAAAUACAUCUAAUGCAAAAAUAGUAAGAAGAUAUAGUGCAUAACUCAAUGAUCUUUCUGCAUGUAUUAAAGUGCUAUCUAUGAUGUUUGUGUAAUAAUUAUAAAGAUGUCUUUAAGAACUUUUAUUAUAAUCUUGUGGAAAAUGAUGAAAUAGAAAGUGUGUGGACAUUAUUAUUGAUGACAGUUUUCAUUAUAAGGAAGAAAUGUAUAACUUUGUUCAAGAACUCAAUUUACAUAUCUAUAUUAAUCUGUAGUAUUGUGAAAUUUUAACAAUGUUAUCUAAACCUGAAAAUGAAUCAUUUCCACAUAUGCUUUAUUCAUUGUUUUUAGUCAUUUGUCUGCCCCAGCAGAGUAUAAGUACUAUAAUGUGGGGAUCAUGUUUAUCCUGCUUCUUGCUGACUUUGCAGAGCAUAAAAGCUAGUCAAUGGAAGAGUUCGUCCAAAUGAUAUUCUAAACACUAAAUGGACAAAAAAAAAAAAAAAAAAAAAAAAAGAGGGCUGGAAACCAAUGAUAUUGCAACUCAUCACAAUCUCUGCAGGUGACAUGGAUUCCCUCCUUCUGUUUCUUCACCUUUCAAAUGUCUCUACACAAAUCUACACAGUCUCAGUUCCAAUUUCUGCAUUAGACUGGGUAGACAAACUGCUGUGACGAAUAGGCUCCAAAGCAUAAAGUGACUCAAACACUGUGUACAUGUAACUUUGCUUGUGGGAAAGUACUGAUAUGUCUGAGGAGCCUUCUGCAAGCAGUUAUCCAGGAAAUCAGGUUGAUCAGAAGUAUACCAUUUUCAACAUGUUGCUUUCAAGAUUGCUUGGAAUCAUCUCCAUUCAAGACAGCUGGGAGAAAAAGACAUAGGGAGGAGUGUGUAUGGGGAGACUUUUGGGGAUGCGCCUAAAUAUGAUGCACAUAAUUUUCACUUAUAUGACACUGUUAAGAUUUCAGUUACAUUGCCAUAACCAGCUGUAAAAGGGGCUGGGAAAUAUAGUCCCUCUAAAGCCAGGAAAGAAGAGAAGACCACGGAAUUUAAGACAUAGAAGUUGGAGGGCACCUAAUCCCAUUUCAAUUGAAAGAGCUAACCAGUUAAUGUAAAACAAAACAAGUGCCUCCACUUAGAAGCAUGGUGUAGCUUGUUCACGUUAUUUGGAUCCUAUGUACAUAUCUUUCCAUCAAUCUCGAGUUCUUUUUCUAUUUGUUGACAAAUUCCAAAGACUUCAAAUUCAUCCUACAUGUUGAUAUCUUCAUAAAAUCUAAUUGAUUAUACACUGUAGCGUUUGUAGU